AUCUAUCUGCUUCCAUAUAUCUACAAUCUACAAAAAUUUGUGGGUUUCAAAAAAUAAAAUUAGGGUUUUGCUUUGAUUUUCCAAAAAAAAGUGGGCUUUGUUUGUCUCAUUUUGUGAUUUAUUUACAUGGGUUUUUAAUUAUUUAAUUACAGUACAAUUUGCUUUUAUCAGAUAACAAUGUGAUGUGCCUCUGAUGUUUUACUAUGGGUAUGGAGAUGAUGAUGAAGCGGGGCUUCUGGGAGUAUUCUGGAGUGAUGGAAUGAAACCCUUGAUUUGAUUACCUUCAGCCAAAACAAAUUUCUUCUUUGUAUAUGUGUACAUAUUAUUUAGAGAAAUGACGAGUGAAUCUUCCAUCGAAAUCCACCAUACUCGUAUCAUUCUACGAACAGCAAUUGCAUCGAGAGUCCUACUCAUAGCCCUAAUCAUUCUAUGGAGGUCACUCCUCAGCCCCUAUGACACUUCCGCCUCCAUAAAUCCCGUUUGCCUCUCUAGGUCUUCGCCAAACUCAACUUCCAUUCUCUUCCCUCGCAUUGCCUCGGCAAUCGGCAACAGCAUUGUCUGGGAUGGUGUAUACUUUGUGCGCAUCGCACAAUGCGGCUACGAGUACGAGCAAUCCUACGCUUUUUUGCCUCUUCUCCCUCUCUGUAUCACUUUGUUAUCGCGAACAGUGUUUGCACUCCUAAUUCCAGUUAUUGGGUAUAGAGCUGUCUUGGGACUGUCUGGAUAUGUAAUUAGUAACGUUGCUUUCGUUUUGGCUGCAAUUUGUUUGUACAGGCUCUCAGUUACCAUUUUGAAGGACCGAGAAGGAGCACUGAGAGCAUCAAUUUUGUUUUGCUUCAAUCCAGCUUCCAUAUUCUACUCAUCGAUAUAUACUGAAAGUUUAUAUUCUUUAUUAUCAAUUGGAGGAUUAUAUCAGUUCAUGUCUGGUGCAAAUAAUGUUGCAACACUUUUGCUUGCCCUCUCUGGUACUGCAAGGUCAAAUGGGGUGAUUACCGCAGGUUAUAUAUGCUAUCAGACUAUGCACAAUGCUUAUGAUGCUGUCUUUUGUAGAAGGCAUUUCUUUUUGGCAGUGCAGGUUCUUGCUGCUGGAGCUUUGCGUUGUCUAUGUAUUUUUAUUCCAUUUAUUGCUUUUCAAGCAUAUGGAUACUAUAAUAUUUGUCUGGGAUUUAUUCCAGAUCAAAUGAGACCAUGGUGCAAGGCAAGAGUUCCUUUACUGUACAACUAUAUUCAAAGUCAUUAUUGGGGAGUGGGUUUUCUGAGAUAUUUCCAACUAAAACAACUGCCAAAUUUCCUGCUUGCAUCUCCAAUAUUAUCUCUAGCACUUUGCUCGAUCAUCCAUUAUGUAAAGCUACAGCCUGAAAUUUUUUUCUCACUGGGUUUCCGAGGUUCACCUGAGGAUAAUGAUUCAGCAUCUGUCUCAUUUCCAACGGGGUCAAACACAAGAGAAAAAGGUGGUUAUUUUCUAGAGGAACACUCUUCUAGAAUACAUCAAGUAUUUGUGUUAACAGAAGAUCACAUUCUUAGACGGAGGAAACAAACAAUCAAAGGAGAGGGUCCUGUUACUCUUCCAGCAGAAAAUAAUUCAUCCGAUAAAUCAAGAUAUUUAUCAGUUAUUGUUCUUCCUUUUGUCCUACACUUGGGAUUCAUGGUGGCCACUGCAUUUUUUGUCAUGCAUGUGCAGGUUGCAACUCGUUUCUUAUCUGCCAGUCCGCCUCUCUAUUGGUUUGCCUCACAUUUAAUGGUGUCUCCUGGAAUUGGUAAGAGAUGGGGGUACUUGAUAUGGGCAUACUGUGCAGCCUACAUCCUUCUUGGCAGUUUGCUCUUCUCAAACUUCUAUCCUUUCACUUGAGGAGUCUUGAUACUUUGUUCUUUUUGACUUCUGGGCUCCUGAGAAACAUAUAUGCACCUUGAGCUGCUGCAAACAGUUGAUUGUUGCAUGCGUUUCACUUUGAUUUGGGAGCAAUGGAUGUCAAAACUAGCAUGUAACAAGUUCAAUAUUGGUGAAACAUUUUUUUGCUAUGGAUGAGUGGAUUAGGGAAAUAGGAAUCCUAUAAUUAAUCCCAUCCAGCAGAGAGAUGAUAUGGCCUAGUUACCGUUAAUAUUGUCUCUCAUGGACGCCCAAAUGUGUAUUAUUUGGAGCGACUGAUGGGAAGCACCAUCCCUGUGCUCGUGAGAAAAUCAACAUUUUGUGCUUCUCAAUUUGUAACUUUUAUUGGCAAUGCUCGUGAUUUUGUAGAUUAACCUUUGCAGAAAUGUGGAAUUAUUAUUUUAUUCAGAAUUAUUUUUGUUCUCCCAA
Molecule: messenger RNA, 2296 nt
Organism: Camellia sinensis
Lineage: Eukaryota; Viridiplantae; Streptophyta; Magnoliopsida; Ericales; Theaceae
Product: transferases, transferring hexosyl groups
Biological process (GO): GPI anchor biosynthetic process
Cellular component (GO): mannosyltransferase complex; endoplasmic reticulum membrane
Molecular function (GO): GPI mannosyltransferase activity; alpha-1,6-mannosyltransferase activity
Source: RefSeq, a predicted model, not a curated record